AUGAAAGCCUGGCUCUACACGAGCACCACUGGAGGCCUCGAGAAAAACCUCCAGCUCAGCACCUCCGCCCGCACCCCCGGCCCACCCGGCCACGACCAACUGCUCAUCAAGGUGCUCUCAGCCUCCAUCAACCCAGCCGACUACAAAGUCCCCGAAAUGCCCGUCGUACCCCGGUUUUUUGUCGCUUACCCCGCCACCCCGGGAAUGGACUUUUGCGGGCAGGUAGUAACCGCCGGCCCCGGCGCCACAGCCUUCCAACCAGGCCAGCUCGUCUACGGCACCACCGCUGCCCCCACGCAGUUCGGCUCGCUGGGCGAGUACCUCCUCUGCAAGACGGCGAAUGUAGCUCUCCUGCCGGACGGGGUGGCGCCCGACCACGCGGCCACGGUAGGCGUCGCCGCGCAGACGGCGUACCAGUCUAUCGCACCGUAUGUCUCCCCCGGCGACAAGGUGUUCAUCAACGGGGGUUCGGGCGGGUGCGGGAUCUUCGCGAUCCAGGUUGCCAAGGCGCUGGGUUGUACUGUCACGACGACCUGUUCGACGCGCAAUGUGCAGUUCUGUCGGGAUUUAGGGGCCGACGAGGUGAUUGACUAUACCCAGGAAGAUGUGCUGGGUAUCCUCCGUGCCCAGGGGCCCGUGUAUGCGCAUGUUGUCGAUCAUAUCGGCUUGCCUGACGAGCUAUACUCGCAGUCGGACGCGUUCUUGCUUCCGGGGAAGGCGUUUGUGCAGGUUGGUGCGGCGUCGAUGCUUACGUUUGUGCGGCGGGUGGCGUGGCCUGGGUUUCUGGGGGGUGGGAAGAGGAAGUAUGUGAUUUUUAUGCUGAAGAGCAACAAGACUGAUAUUGCGACGCUGGGGGAGUGGAUGCAGCAGGGGAAGUUGCGGGUGGAGGUCGACAGCACGUAUGAGCUGGAGGAUGCGGUCAAGGCCUUUGAGAAGUUGAGGUCCGGGAGAGCAAGAGGGAAGAUUAUCAUUCAUGUUUCUACUUGA
Molecule: messenger RNA, 987 nt
Organism: Aspergillus viridinutans
Lineage: Eukaryota; Fungi; Ascomycota; Eurotiomycetes; Eurotiales; Aspergillaceae
Product: NAD(P)-dependent alcohol dehydrogenase
Exons: 1
Coding region: 1-987 (328 amino acids)
Molecular function (GO): oxidoreductase activity
Source: RefSeq, a predicted model, not a curated record